Molecule: messenger RNA, 1011 nt
Organism: Lymnaea stagnalis (great pond snail)
Lineage: Eukaryota; Metazoa; Mollusca; Gastropoda; Lymnaeidae
Source: the annotation of a GenBank genome assembly
CUUUUGAGUGAACGCGGCAAGGACGUUUUUAUCUUGAUAAAUCACGUGACGUUGAGCAGCUUAUUUUGCCUGUUUGGCAUUGCGGGCAAUUUUAUAAAUAUUCGCGUGUUCCUGAAACAAGGCCUGAAGAGAUCGACGAAUCUGAGUUUCUUCACCAUGGCCGUGACGGACACGUUGGAAAUAGUGUUCCAGAUCUGGCACAACGUCUGCUUGAACCCGUAUCUGCUGCACGUAGACUCGAGCGUGGAUUUCUACGAAAUUCAGUACCUGACGGCCGGGACCCCGAGUGUGCUCCUCGUGAGAAUCACCGGCUGGAUCACCGUGUACGUCACGGCCGAGAGAUGCCUGUCCAUCGCCGCACCGCUGAAGAUCAAACAGAUCGUCACGCCGAGGCGAACGGCCGCCAUUUUGGUUUUCAUCUACGUCAUGAACUACGCGGGACUCAUCCCGAUCUACUUCGCUGCGUAUUUCAGUUGGAAGUUAUCUCCGGCCCGGAACAGAACCAAACUUGGGAUGUCCUUCAGAGAUGACGUGGAUCAAAUACUCAGUUCGACUUCAUCGUUCCACAGCGGAAUGACCGUCACCGCGUUCGUGUUAGUCAUCAUUUUUACGAGUAUUUUGGUUUUCUUUUUAAAGCAAAAAUCAAAAUGGCGUCGCGCGUCGACCGCGCAAGCCGGCCAGACGGGAACGGUGUCGUCCAGGGAGCGCAAAACCGUCUUCACGGUGAUCGUCGUGGCCGCCGUUCUCAUCGUCUGCUACACCCCUGGCAUUUCGUUUGACUUUGUGACCUCGAUCAAUCAAGACUUCAGCCUCACGGGUAAGCACGCGAACGUGUUCCAGGCCGCCUGGUCCUUUGCGUUUCUCCUCCACUCCGUCAACUCGAGCAUCAACGUCCUGUUGUACUACAAGACGAGCACGAGGUACAGACAAACUGUACGGGGCAUGUUCCCGAGAUGUUUCAAAAAUCGUGGACCGUCGGCGAAGACAAACACUGCAAAUACAACACGGUGA